UCCGCCCCUCCCCCUCCUCGCCAUCGGGUAUAUAUAACUUGCAGCUCCAGCUUCUGUGUCUACUCCCUCUUUCCUACUGAAGAAGGCCCAUGGCUAUCGGGAGGCUUCGUGGAGAGCUCGAUCAGAACGACACAGACCUCACCGGUGUCAAGCGCAUGAGAUCGUUCCCUUCUUUCUCCUCCGCGUUCACGGAAGCUGUCGUCACCGUCCUUCGUAAAGUGGUGCAUGAGGAGGUUCACAGUCGUGUACUUCCUUAUGUGGCUUCACUGCAGAGGCCAAGCCAACUGCGUAUUGGGGAGGUGGAGGCGUCAUCGAACUGGCGACUCGUCUUCACGAGGCCAAUAUUACCCCAGAUCUACACCAAAAGCAAGGUGGAAGACCAAGACAACAGGCCGCUCCAAGUCAAACUUGUAGACACCCGGACUGGAGAGAGCCCUGCUCUCUAUCCUCGAUCGGCUUUGAAGGUGGAAGUGGUGGUCCUCAAUGGCGACUUUCCCUCACGGGACGACGACGACUGGACCGCCGAAGAGUUCAACAGGAACGUAGUGAAGCAACGGGAGGGAAGAGCGCAGCUGCUCGUGGGAGACCGCAAGGUUGCAGUAUGUGAAGGCAUGGCAUCUUUCGAGGAUCUCGAGUUCACAGAUAACUCGAGUUGGGUACGAAGCGGAAGGUUUAUAUUUGGUGUAAGAGUUGCUCCCGGGAGCUAUGAAGGACCGAGGAUUAAGGAAGCAGUGACCAAACCUUUCAAGGUUUUAGACCGCCGAGGAGAAUCGUAUAAGAAGCACAACCCCCCACGGCCUCACGACGAGGUGUGGAGACUCAAAAAGAUUGCCAAGGAUGGAGUCUUCCACAGGAGUUUGAGAGAUGCGAACGUGAGAACAGUGCGGGAAUUCUUGAGGCUACUGAACAACGAUCGGAACGCUCUCCGAGGAGUAAGCAACAGCUGUAUCAAUGAGAUGUUCUCGAAGUCUGUGAUAUUAAUCGUCUCCUUUUAUCAGAUUCUAAAAGGCAUGACGGACAAGGCCUGGAAAGCAGCUGUAAGGCACGCAAUGACCUGCAGCCAUGGGGAAGACCAAUUCCCUCCUUGUCAGGGGCAUCAGCAGACGGAAACUGUCUCGUCCGGUGGACACUUUGCAAUGCAACAAGUUAAUUCUGCGACACAAGGUUUGCCAACAACAACAAGAUAUCAAGAAGAAAUAGUGAUUCCUCCAAACAACGUGCAAACAGAGUCCAGUAUGUUGAUUGAAGACAUUCAGUUUGACUUAUAUAAUGGUUUAAUAUCUUUCACAGGAUCUACCCAACUUGAUGUGGACUACCCAACUUGAUGUGGACAAACAAGAUCAAGCAACAACAUCUUUCACAGGAUCUUAAUUAGAAAGAAUUGACCGAGCAAGAACAUCAAGGUUUAAAUCUUGCUCUUUAGAUUCCUUUCAGUCUUGUAUCAGAUUUGCCUGUAAGAUAGCAAUUGUAAUUCCACAUGAUGAAGAUGUACGUAUUAUGAUGGAUCUAUAACAUAAUUUAGGCUUCUGAGUUGAAAGCAUGUAAUAAAAUUUAUGUUUCGGAAA
Molecule: messenger RNA, 1565 nt
Organism: Musa acuminata AAA Group (dessert banana)
Lineage: Eukaryota; Viridiplantae; Streptophyta; Magnoliopsida; Zingiberales; Musaceae
Product: calmodulin-binding protein 60 D
Exons: 6
Coding region: 90-1325 (411 amino acids)
Biological process (GO): regulation of salicylic acid biosynthetic process
Cellular component (GO): nucleus
Molecular function (GO): calmodulin binding; sequence-specific DNA binding; DNA-binding transcription factor activity
Source: RefSeq, a predicted model, not a curated record